Sapajus apella (tufted capuchin) is the source of this 1828-nucleotide messenger RNA. RefSeq names its product translation initiation factor IF-2-like. NCBI's taxonomy places the organism in Eukaryota, Metazoa, Chordata, Mammalia, Primates, Cebidae. The coding region runs from base 1 to 999 and encodes 332 amino acids. The record is from RefSeq and is a predicted model, not a curated record. The transcript has 2 exons.
AUGACCGCCCGGCGGCCGCGGCCCUCCGGCCGACUAGCCCCUGCGAGGUCCGGAUGUGCCUUUCCCCGCUGUCGCCAAUCCCAUCUGGAGAAGGAAGAGGCGGCGGCCGGCCGGAGCCCGAGCGGGCCCGGGUGUGGGUCGGGGCGAGAGAGAGCGCAGCGGGGCCAGGCUGGGCCAGUCAGCGCCGCGCCAUGUCCGCAGCGCGGGCGGAGGGAAGCGCAGGGCGCGCUGUGGCCGGGCGGCGGCGCCGCCUUCCUGGCCAGGCGGCUGCGGCCUCGGCGGCGCUGGGCUCCGGGAGCGGGGCUGGCCGCGGCGUGCAGGCCGAGGGCGGCGGCGGCUGGCGGCCCGACCGACGGGAAGGGCAGGGGAAGCUGUCAGCGCGUCGCCGGGCCGCUCCGGUGGCGAAACCUCCUCUUCCUGCCCCGGCUCGCUGGUGCACUUCUCUCUCUUUCUCUGUCGCUCACUCUCUCACUUCCUGGCUGGAAAUUCCCACUGACGUCGAGAGAGCAUACAGACAGACGGACACACGCGCGCACGCAGCGGGGGCGGGAGGUGGGGUCGCUGGCGGGGGUGGGGGAAGCCCGCAUUUAUGGGGGCGCCUUGCGCCCCCGGCCUAGCCUCGCUUCUGGGCUCGGCUCCCGCCCCUCGGGGCCGCUUCGGGGCGCCGGGCGAGGGGCGCGCGUUAGGCGGCCAGGACGCCCCUGUCCCCUGCAGGGCUCUGGCUUCCCAGCUGGGCGCUCCCGAACCCCGAGGGCUGGAGCCGGUAGGGACGCCCCCAGGAAGCGCCUGCCGGGCCCAAUAGUCCGGGAACGCAGGCGGCGCGGAGGCGGCGGCGGUGCAGCUGAUAGAGUCAGGCGGUCCAGAGACCCUAAGGGCAGGCCCGAGCAGCUGGAGGGUCGGCAUGGAUCCAAGCAUGCCAGAUAUAAAAAUAAAGCUCAUCUGUAUAUUCCAUUUAAGUGUGUUUCAGUUACACUGAAAUCUCUUCGCAGAUUAAACUAGAAUUUAGAUAACCGACUUGUGUCCAGUGAAGUAACCUCUACUGGUUUUGGUGCAGUCUUAAAUCUCCUGGUUAUGGGACACUUACUCAGAACAUUCAUCUACAGGAUAUUGUUAGGCCUUUAUGAUAAUUACUGUGGAUAGAAUUAUAGUGAUGGUGGUAGGAAUGUAUUUGGUUCACAGCGCAUAAAAUACUGAUCUGGCAGAGGGGAGUUUUCUUUUUCUCGGAAGAGACCACUACUGGCACCCACAGACAGGCCUCCCAUUGGCCACCACCAUUCACUGGCAUCUGAACUGCUUUAGUGUUGGGCACUGUACUAGGCACAGGCUGGGGAUAACUUGGUGCUGGACUACCUCCCCACAUAAGACAUCUUGAGCCGAAAUAGAUUCUUUAGAGCUCAUUGUUUAACUACUGGGUGGAGUGACAACUGAAAGCUCAGCUUUAAAACAUCAGUAACCAGGUCCACACCAGGCAAGGUCGCAGUGGCAUUUAGAUUGCUUAUGGCAUGUUCAUCCUAGUCCCUUUCAUGCCCACUUUCUGUCCUCCUUCUCCACGAGGUCAUAAGAACCUUCUUGGUGCAGUGUUUUUCUGUAAAAUAAAAAAAAAAAAAAAAAAACACAAACAACAAACAAAAACAAAGAUCCAUUUGAUUGCCUAUGAGGUGAGCCUCGGAGGUGACCUUGAAACCACCCAGCAGUCGACCUUUAAGAGAUAUCAUUUAGCUCCCAGAGGCCGAGCAGGUGGGAUUCAGAGGAUUCAUAGAAUGAACACAAUGACUUUUAGAGAAAUUCUGUGGGCCAGGCACGAUGGUUUACAUCUGUAAUCCCAGCA